AUGACAUCAAGACCACGCUUGUACGCUCGUAGUCGAGCUUGUAAAACAAAUUCUUGUCUUUCAUCUUCAUCUAAACCAGAUGUUCUCGUUCUUCUCGAUGACGACGCUGAUUCAAAUUUGAUAGUCGAACAUCUAAGUAAAGAGCCUAUACUUUGUCAAGUAAUCGUAUUACCAGACGUUGAUGCUUUGAAUCAAUAUUAUCGAUCGCAUGAUAAUAAUGAUAAUAGUAAUAAAUGGAUUUAUCUUGUUACAUCAAUUUCAUUUACCGAUCAAAUUAAUAAAUUAGCAAACGUAAAUGAUGAUUUUUACUCAAUUUCUACUUCUGAGUAUAUUCUUGCUCUAGAAGAAGUUUGUCGAGUAUUCGAUAAAAAAUUUGAACUUUUUCACGACGAAGAACGACUUGCUAAGGCAUUGAGAGAUCAUCUCAAUUCAUUUCUUACAUUAGACGAUGUUGAAUUAUCAAGUCAGAGUGUCUCAUUACAGACACCAAGUUUUGCUUGGUUUCAAUUCAUGUUUAUGUUACUUUCACGCCUUGAACGAUCCGAUAUAGGUAUGCAAGAAGUAAUUGAUAGAUUACGUAUUGAUUAUCAUUUUGAAUCAGAUACUAUCGAAGAAUUCAUUGAAACAUAUUCAUCGGAAAAAGCAAUUGAAUGGUGUAUGAAAGAUUCAUUUUAUUUUGGUCAUAUUAAUCAUACAUUACGUAGUAAAGAUAUAAAAAAUAUUUUUACACAUCGAACAAUUAUUCGCGAUGUCGAACAAAGUCUUAUUUCAUGGCAUUAUGAUCAAAAACAAGUGUGGAAAUGUUUGUUACCAAUGAAUGUUUAUCGUGGUCAAAAGACUUCAAAACAAGAACUUAAAUCAUGGCAAUCUAAUAUUGGUUCUAUUAUAACAAUGACAUCAUUUCUUUCAACAAGUAUGGAUAAAAAGAUUGCUAGUGUAUUUGCCGAAACAUUUGAUAACGAUGAUAAUGAUGAUGAAGCUACAUUAUUUACCAUUUGGGUGGAUAAAAACAUAGCACCUAAAUCUAUUUUUGCUUAUUUAUAUCAUGCUGAUUGUGAACCCGAUGAUCAUGAAAUUCUUUUCUCUCUUCGCACAUUGUUUCGUAUUGAUAAAGUCGAAUAUGAUAGUUAUGACGAAACAUGGUAUAUUAAUAUGACAGUUGUAGAUGAAAGUAAUGAAGAAGUACAAAGAGUAACAGCACCAUGGAAAACAUCAAUUUUAAAAGAAAAUAAUUCUUUUCAAUCGGAAAAUAAAUCACUUAUCUAUGUACGUGAUUUAUCAGCGGAUAAUGGAGCUUUUCUUUCAUUUCAACUCUCGCUUGAUAUAGUACUUCGUUUAGAUCGAAAUGAUUUUGCUCGUCAAGAAAUGCUUUCAAUGUGUCGAACUAAAUUUAGUCAUGAUCUAUUGACAUUGGCAAAAAUUGAUCGAUUUGAAAUGAACUAUCAAUCAGAACAAGAUGCAGUCAAAUGGUAUACAGCGGAUAGUUUUCUUUAUCGUCUUCUUAAUGAAGUUCUUCGUAUUGAAACGGUUGAUCAUAUUUUUAAACUGCGUUAUUUUAUUCAAGAUCUUCAUAAUCAAUUAGCUCUAAUGCAAGUUGAUUACUUAAAAAGAUUAAAUAGAUAUAAUCUUUCAAUUUUAAAAUUAUAUCGUGGUCAAGUUAUGACAAGGAAUGAUUUAGAAAAUAAUUUUCGUACUAAUAAAGGAAAUCUUGUAUCAAUGAAUAGUUUUUUAUCAACUACAACAGAUCGUUACGUAGCCCGUGCAUUUGCGAGCGAUGGUGAUAUUGAAAAUCCAGAAACUCAAGUAUCUGUACUGUAUGAAAUUGAUAUUGAUACUCGAUUACCUCAUUCAGUACCAUUCGCUGAACUCGGUGAUCAGAGUAAUUUUGAACAUGAAGAUGAGGUACUCUUCUCAAUGGGAGCCAUUUUUCGUAUCGGAGAAACUUAUGAAGAACACAGAUAUUUAUGGACAGUAAAAUUAACUUUAACUACGAAUGAAGAUGAACAAUGGAAUGUUUUGACCGAGCAUUUACAACAACAAGAAGAAGCAUCUAAUCAAAUGAAUAGACAAAUAUCGAUGAUCAAUAAUAGAAAUGAAAAGAUUAUUAUUAAUCCAAAUACUAUGAAUACAAAAAAACGAAGAAGCCGAAGUUUCAACGAUCGUUAUUACUUGAAGCGUGAGUUUCGUCGAUCGAAUUGGUCUAAAGCUUUCCAAAUAAGAAUGAGUCGACGAUUUGAACAUCCAGAGUUUCAACUUACUCACAAAGAGAUUUAA
Molecule: messenger RNA, 2274 nt
Organism: Rotaria sp. Silwood1
Lineage: Eukaryota; Metazoa; Rotifera; Eurotatoria; Philodinida; Philodinidae
Source: the annotation of a GenBank genome assembly